Molecule: messenger RNA, 2411 nt
Organism: Melanaphis sacchari
Lineage: Eukaryota; Metazoa; Arthropoda; Insecta; Hemiptera; Aphididae
Gene: drongo
Product: arf-GAP domain and FG repeat-containing protein 1
Exons: 10
Coding region: 282-1436 (384 amino acids)
Molecular function (GO): GTPase activator activity
Source: RefSeq, a predicted model, not a curated record
UUAGUAUGAUACUAGGUUCAGACGAGUUAUUUCAAUUAGUGCUGUUUCACAUUUCUUUAAGUACCGUUGAGUUAAAUUUUUUUUUUCAAUUUCCUCCUUUUGUAGGUUGUUAGUCACUCAAAGAAAUUAUAUUUGCAAAAUAAAUCUGUUAACGGUCCCUAAGGCACGUACGCCUUUCAGUAAUCUAUCACCACUUAGUCUAUCAUAUUCAUACAAAGUAACAUUACUUAGGUAGGUACACUACAAGAAUCAAAUUUUUGACGUAAAUUGCUGUUACCAAUAUGGCUAACGGUAUAAAGAAACUUGAUGAAUAUAAUUUAAUGGUGCUCCGAGAACAACUAUCAUUGCCUGCUAAUAAAUAUUGUUUUGACUGUCACCAAAGAGGACCAACAUAUGUGAAUGUUACCAUAGGCUCAUUUGUCUGUACAUCAUGUUCUGGACUAUUACGAGGCCUUACUCCACCACACAGAGUGAAAAGUGUGUCAAUGGCAACAUUUAGUACUGAGGAAAUUGAUUUCAUAAAAUCCAGAGGAAACGAGAGCUGUGAAAGGGUCUGGUUAGGGAUGUAUGACUCAAAACAACCUACAAAUGAUGAAAAACAAAUAAAAGAUUUUAUGGUUGCAAAAUACGAGAAAAAAAUGUAUUAUUCUGAUCAAGUUUCACGAAAAUUAAGUAAUGGUAUUCAAACAAGACCCGCUGUUACCAAUACUACUACAAAUCAAAAACCUAAUAUCACUACUACACCUGCAAUAAAUAUAUCAAACAAAUUUGAGUUUUUAAAAGAAGAACUUUCUAACCAAAAUCAAUCUCCAAUUCAAACAUCCCAAUCUUUUGCAAAUUUUGAAAACAACCCAGUAUUUUCUACGUCUUUCGAUAAUUCUAAAAAUAUUGACUUAAAUUUUAAAUUUGUUCAACCACUUCAAACCGGAUAUUUUGAUUAUUUGACAUCAAAUCCAUUACAAUUUUCACCAGCAAGAAAACCGAACAACAUAAAUAAUCGAUGGAGUGUUGCUGUUGAAAGUACAAGUCCUAGUACUAGUUGGAAAUCAAAUGGUACGCUAAGUCAAGCACCAACUGAAGACCGUUAUGCUGCAUUGAAAGAUCUCGAUUGCUUAAUGAAAUCUCAAGUUCAACAAGAUACUCCUCCCCAAUUAAAUAAUAGUAACAGUUCUGCAUGGAGUUCCGAUGCAUCUUUGAAUGGAACAUGGAGCAGUCAAGUUUCUGAAAAUACACCUCAAAAUCCAUUCAAAAAUAGCGUUCAAGAUGAUUGGACAUCGAAUCAUGUAGUUAAUCCAUUUUCAAAUAACAUACCAGAUGAUUGGCAGAAUAAUAUUGAAUGGCCAAAUAAUUUAACUUCCAGCCAAUCAAUGGGUUUUAAUGAUGUAACACCUUGGAGUGCAGAUUUCUCUAAUCCAUUUAAAUUUUUAUUUAUAUAGGUUGGAUCAGCAUCUCCGUUAAAUAAGCAUUCAAGCAAUCCAUUUUUAUAAAAUUAAUUACAUCUCUCAUUAUAAAAAAUAAAAUUAUCUGGUAAAUUGAAAAAGGAUUCAACAUCAAUGCAUAACUAUAACAAUGGAUUUAUUAUAUUUUAAUUUAAUACAAAUACUAUGUUAUAAAUCUCAACUUGGCGGAAAAUAUAAUUAAACAUAUUUAUUAUUAAUUAGAAAGAAAUAUUAGUUUUUUAUCAACUAUUUAUUUCAAGUGUAUAAUCUCAUAUAGCUGGCCAUUAUUACUAUUCCUACAUUCAAAUUUAUGCAAUUAUCUAGUCUUGAAAAUAUUUUUUCAUAAUAUAUUUUUUAUAGUUUGCCUCAGUUUUUACAUAAUUAUUUUUUAAAUAAAAGUUAUUUUUAUAAGUUUUAAAUAUUUGCCAAUGCAACUUAAUAUAUGAUUCUAUAUAUUACAUGAUCAGUGUAUCAAAUAAAUGUUGUACCAUUUUAUUCAUUAAUAUUCUUAAAAUACAGUUUGUCUUGCACGUUGUAACUUUUGAAACCAUAAAUUUAUUUUUAUAUAUAUUUACUCCAGAAACGUGGAAAAUUAGUGAAUGUGUCAGUUUAUUGUAAUUCAAACCUCCAAAUUUCAUCCAAAUAGCUUAAAAAAUUGUGCUUUAGUUUUUGAUGAAGUUUCUCGUAGGUAUAACCUUAUGUACUAAAAAGUUGUAUUUCACUGCAGUCUCAAUGUUUUUGAAUUCUGAUUUCUUUAUUUAAGUGUGCUAAAAUAAUUUUUAAAUUAAAUAAAUCACUAUAUGCAGUACUAUAAUUUAGCAAAAUAUUAUUAGUUAUAACGUAAAAAUUUGAAUUUAAUAGCAUGUCAUCAAACCAUUAUCUUAUCAUGCCCGAUCAGGUUUACAUAAAUUAUAUUUGUUAUAACUUAUAACUACGCAUGUUUAACAUUAAAUUUCUAAGUAUAUUAAUUUU